AAGUGUGAAUAAAGUGUUUAGAUAUGGUUAAGAUACAGUUAUUUAGAAAUAAAUAUAUCCCAUAGCCUCUAUAAGUGUGUUUUAAUAUUAAAUCGAACAAAAAAAACCUCCUACCUGAGCUGAAGUCCUGCAGAGUUGGUGUCAGUCACAGCAGAAGAAUCAGGAAAUUCUAACUUUCAUCACCCUCCUCCCCUUCCCUCCCCUUUGUUCUCCUUCCUUGCAGUGAAGUUUGUGGUCGGUCAUUUAAAGAAAUCAGAUAAAGGAAGAGUUUCAGUGACGGACGGAGCGACAUGGAGCCGAGCAGCCAGGACUGGAUGUCCGCUCUGCCGGAGGAGCUGUGGGACAUUCCUCUGACAAACCUGGCCAUACCAGGGAGCCAUGAUGCCAUGAGUUACUGUCUGGAUAUAAACUCCCCUUUGGUGCCCUCCGAGUCGGAUGCUUUCAGACUUCUGGAUGGACUUUUCUACUGCUUUACCAGGCCGGCCAUCUUUAAAUGGGCAACAACACAGGAUAAAAGCAUCGAGGAGCAGCUGUCGAUGGGGAUUCGGUUCUUCGAUCUACGCGUCGCACACAAACCCAAAGACUCCUCCAGCGACCUGUACUUCACACACGUCAUUUACACACAUCUUACAGUUCUGGAAACUCUGUCCUCUGUUGCCACCUGGCUGGAGUCCCACCCGAAGGAGAUUGUCAUCCUCGCUUGCAGCCACUUUGAAGGAAUCGACGACAGACUCCAUCAAGCGUUAAUUUUCUCCCUGAAGAAGCUCUUUGGCUCAAAACUCUGCCCAAGGAAGGACUCUGUGCCGACCCUGAGGAGUCUGUGGGCGUCUGGUUAUCAGGUCAUCCUCUCCUAUGAGUGCCAAACUGCAGCCAGACAUCGUGAGCUGUGGCCUCCAAUCCCCUACUGGUGGGCCAACAAGUGCACAGCACAGGGAGUGAUCAGUUAUCUGGACUGGAACAAAGAGAUGGGACGUCCAGACAGCUUCUUUGUCUCUGGUUUGAACCUGACAGCGGACAGAUAUUUCAUCACUGUGAACCCCAAACAGUCUCUGAGGACGCUAACGUUCAGUAACUGGGACUGUUUGAGGAAAUGGCUGGAGGAGCAGACGCCCGGAUCAAACCCUGAGAGCCUCAACAUCAUUGCAGGAGACUUUGUGGGUCCUCUCCCCCUCUGCUCUCUGGUCAUUAAACUGAACCAAAAACUUGUACAGAAGAAAGCUAUCAGAUGAGAAAAGACAGACACAGUUAUAGUUACAAACGCCCUAAGCGGACAUGUAUCCAAACUUUUACUCUGUUAUCAUACAAAGAGGGAUCGUUUCCAGAUAAUUUCCAGCUGCAAAAUCAUGAAACAAACAGAAAUAUGCCUAAUUUACCUCAAACCUGUCAGCAUGGCAUGUCAUGAAAAUGAUCCCAUCAUCACAAGAAAAACAAGUUUGUAAUUCUAUAUAUAUAUAUAUAUAUAUAUAUAUAUAAUAUGGGUCAUGGAACACCUGUUGCUUUGCCGUGGUAACUCACUCAUAUCUGGCAAACAGAGGGGCGUCCAAAACGGCCUACCUUCACUGGUCAAAACAAAUCCAGACCAUUCAGGACCAGAAUCUGAAGGAGGACAUACUGGCUGCUGCAGAAGCCAGCACUUCAACAUAUCAUUUGAUCUGAAUGUGUGAUGAUACUGUAAGGUCAUUCUGUGAUUUAAUUUAGUAGAUAUCUUUAAUUCAGCAUAUUGUUCAUUUUGUUCAUUCUCUUCACAUCCAGAGAAAAAUAGGACAGUGGUUCUCAACUGGUCAAGCCUCAAGACCCACUACCAGCUCCUUCAUGAAAAAUCAUGACCCCAAAAAUCAGAUAUUUUUUUAACCUAUCAAAUUUAUUUCAUAAAAAUUUGUGCAGUUUGAACCUCUUCAGUUGUGGAGCGUCAAAAAAAAACGCUCCACAGACUCUGACAAAAAAAGAAUUCCAGGCACACAUUCCCGACCCACUAUAAAUGGCUCCCUGACCCACUUUUGGGCCUCGACCCCCCAGUUGAGAACCAUCACAAUAGGUGAUAAAGGAGGUUAAACUUUUGAUACCUUUGCAACCUGAAAAACGUCCUGCUAAGCGUCCUGUCGUACUUAAAGACAUUGUGAAAAAUACGUGAGCCGUUAUGACUGUAAUCUGUGAUGCAUUCCUCAGAUUUAAAGAGGUUUAACACAACUGGGUUUCAUUUUUUAUCAAUAUAUAAGUGAUUAUAAAAGUUGUGAUGCUGUUUUUCAGACAAUUUGAGUUAAAGCUGAAUCAACAUGGACCCUGUGGGAUCCUUAAUGCACUUAGGGGUUUAUUUAUCAGAAUGCAAUAUAAGUCUGUGUGUAAACGAUCAUGUGGAAGGCUUAUUU
Molecule: messenger RNA, 2366 nt
Organism: Labrus mixtus (cuckoo wrasse)
Lineage: Eukaryota; Metazoa; Chordata; Actinopteri; Labriformes; Labridae
Gene: plcxd1.2
Product: PI-PLC X domain-containing protein 1
Exons: 7
Coding region: 291-1229 (312 amino acids)
Biological process (GO): lipid metabolic process
Molecular function (GO): phosphoric diester hydrolase activity
Source: RefSeq, a predicted model, not a curated record